Penicillium diatomitis is the source of this 1944-nucleotide messenger RNA. RefSeq names its product fungal specific transcription factor domain-containing protein. The record is from RefSeq and is a predicted model, not a curated record. The transcript has a single exon. Lineage: Eukaryota; Fungi; Ascomycota; Eurotiomycetes; Eurotiales; Aspergillaceae. The coding region runs from base 1 to 1944 and encodes 647 amino acids.
AUGCGCAGACAAGGAAAAGUAACACAACUUGCGAUGGAUCGCAUUUCGGCGCUCGAGAGGAAGAUAGACGAGGCCGUUAAGACCCUGAGUGAAGGUUUGCAAUCACAAGAGGCCACUCUAACUAAGCUUUUAAAUGAAAGCAAUAUACACCGAGUCAUCAACCCACUGACAAGGUUGACGGAUGUGGCUCGCAACGGCCACAAGGGAGAGCCUGUUAGUCCGAUGGAGCAGAUCACCCUUUUAAAAUGGCCAGCCAUCAAGUGCCUGCUAGAGACAGCUUAUGCCGGAGACUACGUGCUCCAGUUAGAGGAGCAACGGGGUCCGAUCAGUAUACACGGUCAGAGAGAGAACUCAUACACAGCAAACGACACGGUAUUGCCCUCGUCCCUCCGACCAAAGAAAGACUAUGAACAUACCACUGGACUCCCAAUCCCCGAUGAUACCUUCAAUAUUAUGAGCCCUGCCUCGUCUGCAGACAGUCUUGCGGAAAUAGAUCGGACUGGGUCUCUAAGACUCGACGCGAGGACGGCUCACCGGUAUCUUCAAAGCUAUCUUGACGGCAUGCACAAGUUGCAUCCUUUCUUGUGCCAAAAUGACCUGACGAGAAAGGCCAAUGCAUUUAUUCGCUGCUAUUGCGCACAAGAUUCAUCAAUAACGUUCAAUGCUAAUCCUCUACGUCGCGAUAAGAAGCGGAGACGGUCAUACGACGACCUACAAGGGGCUCAAAUGUGUUCGGCAUUCGCGCAGCCAAUGGAAGUAGGACAGAAUAUCGAUAAUGCUAUAACUCUGCUGGUGUUUGCGAUUGGUGCCUUUUGCGAGCAGAAAUGUCUUCUACCGGGGUCAAUGACGGAUGAACAGACUCUUGACUAUCGCCAGCAACCGAUCGCGAAUCCACUUACAUUGAAAUAUCCUUGUCCGCUAAUACCAUCUAUGGAUGAUGCAUACUCAGUGACCAGUGCUCGAUACACCUCCAACUCAGGUUCCACCGCUCAGGAGCAGAGACAAGAUUUCUCAAAACAUGCAAUCUCUACUAUGCAAGGCGACUACGUCCACGUGAAGAAGCAUGAGGUGAUACCCGGAUUAGCUCUGUACGGUUAUGCCGCAAUGAUUCUGGGUGUGAUGCAAGGAGGCAUCGGGCUCCCACAUCUCCAGGCCAGGCUGCUUGCAGCUCUAUACGCCGACCAGUUGGUUCAUCCGCUUCAGAGUCAUGGCUGGAUCUGCCAAGCUGUACAAAUUUGUCAAGCUUUGGUCAGACAACAGAAACGCUUCCCGGGGAGGGUGUCGGAGAGCCCCACCCAGGAUCUCUUCGACUUCGCCUACUGGACAUGUGUGCAGCUAGAGAGCGAUCUCCUCGUAGCACUUGACCUUCCGGCAAGCAAUACCCGUUUGGACGCAGGUGAAAUUCAUCUACCCAAGGGUCGUUUUACAAUUGACAUUUCCAACGACUGGACAGCGCCAGCUGCUCGUAUGCUGAUCAUCCAUUCGGCUCGGAUCCACCUCCGCAAGAUUAUUAACCAUGUUCAUUUCGACCUUUACCGUCCGAAGAAGAAAAGGCAGCUCGGACGGUUGUGGUCUGAGACACUAGAAGCUCUCAAUGCGAACCUAGAACUCUGGCGAGAAAAUCUUCCGAGUAUGGUGAACUGGAAGGACAACGAUCCACCUGCCACCGAAAUCAAUGCCGCUCGCAUGCGUGCUGAAUACUACGACGCCCGGUAUAUGAUUCAUCGCCCGUCGCUCUAUAGCACCCUGAACCACGGACAACGUGGCGCCCAAGUGCGCGUACAGUCGAAUCCCACGGCUGUCGUUGAAUCCACAGAAGUAUUUUCGACGACCUUACUAGCAAGCAGGGCUUGCAUUCAAUCGGCUAUCCAUAGUUCAACUGCAUUUGACGGUGUCAAGGACAGGCUAAUCUUGACGAAUUACUUUGGUAUUGCUCAAACGUAA